AUGCCUCAAAGCCUUAUUAAACACGCUUGGGUCCCCAGGAAGCCCUACUCUACCCAAGUUUACCGGAAGAUUUGGGGAAGAAUGGGGUUGAUGGGCUCCAUCAGUUAUAAGCUCAUGAGUGCUGAUGAAAGAAGCAAAGCUUUGAAAGCCUGGGGUCCUGCGCCUGCUUACGGCCACUCGGAAACACAGCUGACGUGGGAAAAGCAGCAGGAACGGGGCUGGGAGGCGGGAGGCGGGAGGCAGGUGGGUCACGAAGGCCUCGAAUGCCGGGCCCAGGAACCAGGCUCCUGCUCCUUUGCCCCCCUGGAGCACCAGAAGUGGUUUCUUUACCCUCCACGGUAG
Balaenoptera ricei (Rice's whale) is the source of this 342-nucleotide messenger RNA. RefSeq names its product ATP synthase subunit ATP5MPL, mitochondrial-like. Gene Ontology annotation, cellular component: mitochondrion. The transcript has 2 exons. The record is from RefSeq and is a predicted model, not a curated record. Bases 1 to 342 code for a protein of 113 amino acids. NCBI's taxonomy places the organism in Eukaryota, Metazoa, Chordata, Mammalia, Artiodactyla, Balaenopteridae.